UCUCGACAGAAAACUUUGCUUCGGGUGAGGUAUUUUACACUUCAGAGUCUUUAAUCCCAGUUUACAAAUGUGUUUUCGAGUGUUCGGACUUACAUUGACACAGGGAUACUACAAGUCACCGGACACGCAAUCAAAUAUAUAUAUCGCACUACCAAAAUUAUAUCAAACAAAAUGAAGCCUGACAAAACAACAAUGCCGGAAGAGUUGUUCAAAACCGAGGUUAGAGAGAAAACAUUGAGAAGGAAGACAGUAUACAUGGUGCUUGCUGUUGUUGCGUUCGUCCUCUUGGUCAGCGCAGUACUUCUUUCGGUUUAUUUUGGAAUGAAGAUGACCAAAGACAUCUACAAGGAAUAUCAGGCAACAUUCGUAGGUGAUGAUGGUGAUGUCGUACAUGAGAAAAUCAUCGUGACAGAUACAGAAGAAGUUUUAAGCAAUGAUGUAGCCAUCGGUAUUGCUGAUUUCUCAAGGGGCCUGUUCACAGUCAAAUUUAUAAAGCCAGAGUUACCUGUAGACGAAUGUUAUGUGGCAAAUAUGAACUUCAGCGAUUUUCAAACACCAGAGGAAUUCAUGCGCACACACACCAGCAGUCAGAUCAUGUUUAAGACCAAACACAAUGCAGCAAGAACGUAUGACGUCACAAACAUAUGGCUAAAUAAUAAUGCUCUUGGGCAAAGAUCUGCUGAGCUUUGCAAAGGAAAAACUGUAUAUUUCCUUCAGGAGAGGAAAGGUAGUGUUUAUAUUUGUAAAUAUUUUUUUUUAUUUCGAAUAAACAUUAUAUCAAAAUAAGCAUUUCAUUUCCAU
Messenger RNA from Mercenaria mercenaria, 801 nucleotides. RefSeq lists its product as uncharacterized. The transcript has 6 exons. The record is from RefSeq and is a predicted model, not a curated record. Lineage: Eukaryota; Metazoa; Mollusca; Bivalvia; Venerida; Veneridae. Bases 172 to 786 code for a protein of 204 amino acids.